Messenger RNA from Suncus etruscus (white-toothed pygmy shrew), 7649 nucleotides. It is a transcript of the gene EP300, whose product is annotated as E1A binding protein p300. The transcript has 31 exons. The coding region runs from base 12 to 7229 and encodes 2405 amino acids. The record is from RefSeq and is a predicted model, not a curated record. Gene Ontology annotation, molecular function: chromatin DNA binding; zinc ion binding; transcription coactivator activity. Gene Ontology annotation, cellular component: transcription regulator complex; histone acetyltransferase complex; nucleus. Gene Ontology annotation, biological process: positive regulation of transcription by RNA polymerase II. Lineage: Eukaryota; Metazoa; Chordata; Mammalia; Eulipotyphla; Soricidae.
AAGAAUUAAAAAUGGCCGAGAACGUGGUGGAACCCGGGCCGCCCUCGGCCAAGCGGCCUAAACUCUCCUCCCCGGCCCUGUCGGCGUCGGCCAGCGACGGCACAGAUUUUGGCUCUCUCUUUGACUUGGAGCACGACUUACCAGAUGAAUUGAUCAACUCGACAGAACUGGGACUAACCAAUGGUGGUGACAUUAAUCAGCUUCAGACAAGUCUUGGCAUUGUGCAAGAUGCAGCCUCUAAACACAAACAGUUGUCAGAAUUGCUUCGGUCCGGUAGUUCCCCGAACCUCAAUAUGGGGGUUGGUGGCCCAGGCCAAGGUAUGGCUAGCCAGGCCCAACAGAACAGUCCUGGAUUAGGAUUGAUAAAUAGCAUGGUCAAAAGCCCGAUGACACAGGCAGGCUUGACCUCUCCCAACAUGGGGAUGGGCACCAGCGGACCAAAUCAGGGUCCCGCACCUUCUGCAACAGGUCUUAUGAACAGUCCAGUAAAUCAGCCUGCCAUGGGAAUGAACACAGGGAUGAAUGCUGGCAUGAAUCCUGGAAUGUUGACUGCAGGCAAUGGGCAGGGGAUGAUGCCCAAUCAAGUCAUGAACGGCUCCAUUGGAUCGGGCCGGGGGCGACCAAAUAUGCAGUAUCCAAACCCAGGCAUGGGAAAUGCCGGCAGCCUGAUGACAGAACCGAUGCAGCAAGGCUCACCGCAGAUGGGUGGCCAGACGGGCUUGAGAGGCCCCCAGCCCAUGAAGAUGGGGAUGAUGAACAAUCCUAAUCCCUAUGGGUCACCAUACACUCAGAAUUCUGGACAGCAGAUCACCGCCAGUGGCCUCGGCCUCCAGAUUCAGACAAAGCCGGUACUUCCAAAUAGCCUGUCUUCAUUUGCAAUGGACAAAAAACCAGUUCCUGGUGGAGGGAUGCCCAACAUGGGCCAGCAGCAGGCUCCACAGGUCCAACAGCCAGGCCUGGUGAAUCCAGUAGCCCAAGGGAUGGGAUCUGGGGCCCACACCGCAGACCCUGAGAAGCGGAAGCUGAUCCAGCAGCAGCUGGUUCUCCUGUUGCAUGCCCAUAAGUGUCAGCGCCGGGAACAGGCCAAUGGUGAGGUGAGGCAGUGCAACCUCCCACACUGUCGCACCAUGAAGAAUGUCCUCAACCACAUGACCCACUGCCAGUCGGGCAAGUCCUGCCAAGUGGCACACUGUGCAUCUUCUCGACAAAUCAUUUCACAUUGGAAGAAUUGUACAAGGCAUGAUUGUCCUGUGUGUCUUCCUCUUAAGAAUGCUGGGGAUAAGCGAAAUCAACAGUCAAUUCUAACUGGAGCACCAGUAGGGCUUGGAAAUACCAGCUCUCUUGGGGUUGGGCAGCAAACUGCUCCUAGCCUAAGCACUGUUGAUCCCAGCUCUAUAGAAAGAGCCUAUGCAGCUCUAGGACUCCCCUAUCAAGUUAAUCAGAUGCAGACACAGCCCCAGGUACAAGCUAAGAACCAGCCAAAUCAGCAGUCUGGGCAAUCUCCUCAAGGCAUGCGGCCCAUGAGCAACAUCAGUAAUAACCCUAUGGGAGUGAAUGGAGGUGUGGGCGUUCAACCAUCAAGUCUUCUUUCUGACCCAAUGCUGCAUUCAGCCAUAAAUUCUCAGAACCCGAUGAUGAAUGAAAAUGCCAAUGUGGCCUCCCUGGGUCCUAUGCCAACAGCAGCUCAGCCAUCCAGUACUGGAAUUCGGAAACAGUGGCAUGAAGAUAUAACCCAGGAUCUUCGAAAUCACCUUGUUCAUAAACUUGUUCAAGCCAUAUUUCCCACUCCUGAUCCGGCUGCUUUAAAAGACAGAAGGAUGGAAAACCUGGUUGCGUAUGCCCGGAAAGUGGAGGGGGACAUGUAUGAAUCUGCGAACAACCGAGCGGAGUACUAUCAUCUGCUAGCUGAGAAGAUCUAUAAGAUCCAAAAAGAACUCGAGGAAAAACGAAGGACAAGAUUGCAAAAACAGAAUAUGCUACCAAAUGCUGCAGGCAUGGUUUCUAUGAACCCAGGACCUAACAUGGGGCAACCACAACCAGGAAUGACUACAAAUGGUCCUCUCCCUGAUCCUAUGAUCCGUGCUGGUGUGCCAAACCAGAUGAUGUCUCGAAUGCCUCCACAGUCUGGUUUGAAUCAAUUUGGCCAAAUGAGUAUGCCCCAACCCCCUAUCGGACCCAGGCAAACCUCUCCUCUUCAGCACCAUGGACAGUUAGCUCAGCCUGGAGCACUCAAUCCACCGAUGGGCUACGGACCUCGGAUGCAGCAGCCUCCAAGCCAGAGCCAAUUCCUUUCCCAGCCUCAGUUCCCGGCACAGGGAAUGAAUGUAACAAAUAUGCCUUUGGCUGCAUCUGGCGGUCAAGUACCAGUGUCUCAAGCACAAAUGUCCAGCAGUUCUUGUCCUGUGAAUUCGCCUAUCAUGCCUCCAGGGUCUCAGGGGAGCCACAUUCACUGUCCACCUCUGCCUCAGUCAGCACUGCACCAGAACUCACCAUCUCCUGUGCCUAGUCGCACCCCUACUCCUCACCACACUCCCCCGAGCAUCGGGUCACAGCAGCCACCAGCAACAGCAAUUCCAGCUCCUGUUCCAACACCUCCAGCCAUAUCAUCUGGGCCGCAGUCCCAGACCCUACACCCACCUCGUCAGACGCCUACUCCGCCAACGGCGCAACUUCCUCCUCAAGUGCAGCCUUCGCUCCCUGCUGCUGCCUCUGCUGACCCCACUCAGCAGCAGCCCCUCUCCCAGCAGAGCACAGCUGCAUCUGUGCCCACUCCGACAGCGCCACUGCUGCCUCCACAGCCUGCAACUCCACUUUCUCAACCAGCUGUAAGUAUUGAGGGGCAGGUCUCAAACCCUCCAUCUACAAGUAGCACAGAAGUGAAUUCUCAGACUGUUCCUGAAAAGCAGCCUUCGCAGGAAGUUAAAAUAGAGGCCAAGAUGGAAGUGGAUCAACAGCCAGAACCAGCAGAGACUCAGCCAGAGGAUAUUUCUGAGACUAAGACAGAAGACUGUAAAAUGGAACCUACAGAAACGGAAGUGAGAAGCACUGAACUAAAACCUGAAACGAAAGAGGAGGAAGACCCCCCAAGUACUUCGGCAACCCAGUCCUCGCCAGCCCCCGGACAGUCCAAGAAGAAGAUUUUCAAGCCGGAAGAGUUACGACAGGCAUUGAUGCCAACCUUGGAGGCACUCUACCGGCAGGAUCCUGAAUCUCUUCCCUUCCGCCAACCUGUGGACCCUCAGCUUCUAGGAAUCCCUGAUUACUUUGAUAUUGUGAAGAGCCCUAUGGAUCUUUCUACCAUUAAGAGGAAGUUAGACACUGGACAGUAUCAGGAACCCUGGCAAUAUGUGGAUGACAUUUGGCUUAUGUUCAACAAUGCCUGGUUAUAUAACAGAAAAACAUCUCGUGUAUAUAAAUACUGCUCCAAACUAUCUGAGGUCUUUGAACAAGAAAUUGACCCAGUGAUGCAGAGCCUUGGAUAUUGUUGUGGGAGAAAGUUGGAGUUUUCUCCACAGACACUUUGUUGUUAUGGCAAACAGUUAUGCACAAUACCUCGUGAUGCCACUUAUUACAGUUACCAGAACAGGUAUCAUUUCUGUGAGAAGUGUUUCAAUGAAAUCCAAGGGGAGAGCGUUUCCUUGGGGGAUGACCCUUCCCAGCCUCAAACUACAAUAAAUAAAGAACAAUUUUCCAAGAGAAAAAAUGAUACACUGGAUCCAGAACUGUUUGUUGAAUGUACAGAAUGUGGAAGAAAAAUGCAUCAGAUAUGUGUCCUACACCAUGAAAUCAUCUGGCCAACUGGAUUUGUCUGUGAUGGCUGUUUAAAGAAAACUGCAAGAACUAGGAAAGAAAACAAGUUUUCUGCUAAAAGGUUGCCCCCUACUAGACUUGGCACUUUCUUAGAGAACCGGGUGAAUGACUUUUUGAGGCGACAGAAUCAUCCUGAGUCAGGAGAGGUCACUGUUCGGGUAGUUCAUGCUUCUGACAAAACUGUGGAAGUCAAACCAGGCAUGAAAGCAAGGUUUGUGGAUAGUGGUGAAAUGGCGGAAUCCUUUCCGUAUCGAACCAAAGCCCUCUUUGCCUUUGAGGAGAUUGAUGGUGUCGACCUGUGCUUCUUUGGAAUGCAUGUCCAGGAGUAUGGCUCUGAUUGUCCACCACCCAACCAGAGGCGAGUAUACAUAUCAUACCUUGAUAGUGUUCACUUCUUCCGCCCUAAAUGUUUGAGGACUGCAGUCUACCAUGAAAUUCUAAUUGGAUAUUUGGAAUACGUCAAGAAAUUAGGAUACACAACAGGGCAUAUUUGGGCCUGUCCCCCAAGUGAAGGAGAUGACUAUAUUUUCCAUUGCCAUCCUCCAGACCAGAAGAUACCCAAGCCUAAGCGACUACAGGAAUGGUAUAAAAAGAUGCUUGACAAGGCUGCAUCUGAGAGAAUUGUUCAUGACUAUAAGGAUAUUUUUAAACAAGCUACUGAAGAUCGAUUAACAAGUGCCAAGGAAUUGCCUUACUUUGAGGGUGAUUUCUGGCCCAAUGUUCUUGAAGAAAGCAUUAAGGAACUUGAGCAGGAAGAGGAAGAACGAAAGCGGGAGGAAAACACAAGCAAUGAGAGCACAGACGUGACAAAGGGAGACAGCAAAAAUGCAAAGAAAAAGAAUAAUAAGAAAACCAGUAAAAACAAAAGCAGCUUGAGUCGGGGCAAUAAGAAGAAGCCUGGCAUGCCCAACGUGUCCAAUGAUCUCUCACAGAAAUUGUAUGCAACCAUGGAGAAACACAAAGAGGUCUUCUUUGUCAUCCGUCUCACCUCUAGCCCUAAUGCCAAUUCCAUGCCUCCCAUUGUUGACCCGGACCCCCUCAUUCCCUGUGACCUGAUGGACGGGCGGGAUGCCUUCCUCACUCUGGCCCGCGACAAGCACUUGGAGUUCUCUUCACUGCGAAGGGCACAGUGGUCCACCAUGUGCAUGCUGGUAGAGCUCCACACCCAGAGCCAGGACCGCUUCGUCUACACCUGCAACGAGUGCAAGCACCAUGUAGAGACACGCUGGCACUGUACUGUCUGCGAGGACUAUGACUUGUGUAUCACCUGCUAUAACACUAAGAACCACGACCACAAGAUGGAAAAGCUCGGCCUAGGCCUGGACGACGAGAGCAACAACCAACAGGCUGUAGCCACACAGAGCCCGGGCGACUCGCGCCGCCUCAGCAUCCAGCGCUGCAUCCAGUCUCUGGUGCAUGCCUGCCAGUGCCGCAAUGCCAACUGCUCGCUGCCAUCCUGCCAGAAGAUGAAGCGCGUGGUGCAGCACACCAAGGGUUGCAAGCGGAAAACCAAUGGCGGUUGCCCCAUCUGCAAGCAGCUCAUCGCCCUCUGCUGCUACCAUGCCAAGCACUGCCAGGAAAACAAGUGUCCGGUGCCCUUCUGCUUAAAUAUCAAGCAGAAGCUCCGGCAGCAGCAGCUACAGCACCGGCUUCAGCAGGCCCAGAUGCUGCGCAGGAGGAUGGCCAGUAUGCAGCGCACGGGGGUGGUCGGGCAGCAGCAGGGCCUGCCCUCCCCCACCCCUGCCACGCCAACCACGCCUACUGCACAGCAGCCAACCACCCCCCAGACACCGCAGCCUCCCCCUGCGCAGCCACAGCCCACUCCUCCCAAUAGCAUGCCGCCCUACAUGCCCAGGACUCAAGCAGCUGUCCCUGUGUCCCAGGGGAAGGCGCCAGGCCAGGUGACCCCACCAACGCCUCCUCAAACUGCACAGCCACCCCUUCCGGGUCCCCCACCAGCAGCGGUAGAAAUGGCCAUGCAGAUUCAGCGAGCAGCAGAGACACAGCGCCAGAUGGCCCAGGUGCAGAUCUUCCAAAGGCCCAUCCAGCACCAGAUGCCGCAGAUGGCCCCCAUGGCCCCCAUGGGCAUGAACCCACCACCCAUGGCCAGAGGUCCCAGCGGGCAUUUGGAAGCGGGGAUGGGACCUGCAGGGAUGCAGCAGCAGCCACCUUGGGCCCAGGGAGGACUGCCUCAAGCCCAGCCACUCCAGUCCGGAAUGCCACGGCCAGCGAUGAUGUCUGUGUCCCAGCAUGGGCAGCCUUUGAACAUGGCUCCGCAGCCAGGACUGGGCCAGGUUGGCAUGAACCCCCUAAAGACAGGCACUGUGUCUCAACAAGCCUUACAGAACCUUCUGCGGACUCUCAGGUCUCCCAGCUCGCCCCUACAGCAGCAACAGGUGCUCAGUAUUCUUCAUGCCAACCCCCAGCUGUUGGCUGCGUUCAUCAAGCAGCGGGCUGCCAAGUAUGCCAACUCGAAUCCACAGCCCCUCCCUGGGCAGCCUGGCCUGCCCCAGGGCCAGCCUGGGCUGCAGCCUCCGGCCAUGCCCGCGCAGCAGGGUGUCCACUCCAGUCCCACCAUGCAAAACAUGAACCCUAUGCAGGCAGGUGUCCCCCGCGCUGGCCUGCCCCCACAGCCCCCACAACAGCAGCUGCAGCCGCCCAUGGGUGGUCUGAGCCCCCAGGCACAGCAGAUGAACAUGAACCACGGCGCCAUGCCCUCGCAGUUCCGGGACAUCCUGAGACGGCAGCAGCAGCCAGGGGCAGGCCCAGGCCUCGGUCCUGGGAUGGCCAACCACAGCCAGUUUCAGCAGCCCCAAGGUGUGGGCUACUCCCCACAGCAGCAGCAGCAGCAGCAGCGAUUGCAGCACCACAUGCAGCAGAUGCAGCAGGGCAGCAUGGGACAGAUGGGCCAGCUCCCCCAGGCCUUGGCAGGAGACGCGGGCAGUCUACAGGCCUAUCAGCAGCGACUCCUCCAGCAGCAAAUGGGGUCGCCUGCUCAGCCCAACCCCAUGAGUCCCCAACAGCACAUGCUCCCAAACCAGGCCCAGUCACCGCACCUGCAAGGCCAGCAGAUCCCGUCUCUUUCCAAUCAAGUGCGCUCUCCUCAGCCUGUCCCUUCACCGCGGCCACAAUCCCAGCCCCCCCACUCCAGCCCUUCCCCAAGGAUGCAACCGCAACCUUCUCCACACCACGUCUCCCCACAGACCAGUUCCCCACACCCCGGACUAGUAGCUGCCCAGGCCAAUCCUAUGGAACAAGGGCAUUUUGCCAGCCCGGACCAGAAUUCUAUGCUUUCUCAGCUUGCUAACAAUCCAGGCAUGGCAAACCUCCAUGGUGCAAGUGCCACGGACCUGGGCCUCAGCACCGAGAACUCAGACUUGAAUCCGAACCUUUCACAGAGUACACUAGACAUACACUAGAGACACCUUGUAGUAUUUUGGGAGCAAAAAAGUUAUUUUCUCUUAAUAAGACUUUUUGUACUGAAAACAAUUUUUUGAAUCUUUCUUAGCCUAAAUGACAAUUUUCCUUGGAACAUAUAAGGACUGCAUUAGGUCUGUUUGUGGUUAAAACAAACAUGCAAGAGAACCUGAGGGACGAUAGAUUACAAAGAAUAUAUUUUUGUUAUGGCUGGUUCCUCUCAGCCUUUUUUUUCCCUUGUGUGUGUGGUUCAAGUGUGCACUGGGAGGAGGCUGAGGUCUGUGAUGCCAACCACAUGCUCCUGCCUUGCACCUCCAAUAGGUUUUAUUAUUUUUUUUAAAUUAAUGAAAAUAUGUAAUAUUAAUAGUUAUUAUUUACUGGUGCAGAUGGUUGACAUUUUUCCCUGUUUUCCUCACUUUAUU